Messenger RNA from Balaenoptera musculus (blue whale), 294 nucleotides. Its product is annotated as serine protease inhibitor Kazal-type 14-like. The record is from RefSeq and is a predicted model, not a curated record. NCBI's taxonomy places the organism in Eukaryota, Metazoa, Chordata, Mammalia, Artiodactyla, Balaenopteridae. Gene Ontology annotation, molecular function: protein binding.
AUGGCCAAAUCCUUCCCAGUACUCUGCUCACUUCUGUUCUUUAUCCUGAUACAUUUGACGUUACCUUCGGUUUCAGGCCCUCCACACUGGUGGCCACCACAUGGAAAUAUUAAGGUGAAAUGUCCAUAUAAGAAAGGAUUGAGUUGGUUCAAUGGAACAGUGAACCCCUGCCCUGGUAUAUAUCAACCCAUCUGUGGCAACAAUUUGGUAACCUAUGAAAACCCCUGCAUCUUGUGUGUUGAGAGCAUGAAAUCUCAGGGAAAAAUUAGAUUUCUGCAUGAUGGAAAAUGCUGA